AUGGGCUGCUCAAUGGACAAAAUAGACUCUCCAGCAGAUACCAAACCAAAGAAGAAGAGUUUCAUGGACGAUGACGAGGACAACAUUCCCGCUCUUAAGGCACACCCCUGA
Molecule: messenger RNA, 111 nt
Organism: Sclerotinia sclerotiorum 1980 UF-70
Lineage: Eukaryota; Fungi; Ascomycota; Leotiomycetes; Helotiales; Sclerotiniaceae
Exons: 2
Coding region: 1-111 (36 amino acids)
Source: RefSeq, a predicted model, not a curated record